Messenger RNA from Brachypodium distachyon (stiff brome), 2683 nucleotides. RefSeq names its product beta-amylase 1, chloroplastic. Lineage: Eukaryota; Viridiplantae; Streptophyta; Magnoliopsida; Poales; Poaceae. Gene Ontology annotation, biological process: polysaccharide catabolic process. The record is from RefSeq and is a predicted model, not a curated record. Gene Ontology annotation, molecular function: beta-amylase activity. The transcript is spliced from 4 exons. Bases 188 to 1792 code for a protein of 534 amino acids.
CGCAUUGAACAAACUAAGAAAUUCACCGAUAGAUAUUUCCCGGUCUCCGACCUCCCAAUAACCCCAAUCAUUUACCCGCCCCGCCAAAGGCCUCGCGGAUCCAAAUACUACUAAUCCACAAAAACACUUUCUCGAUCGAACUCGGCCGCGCGCGUUAGUGUAACCACGGGCCGGGGGGAAAUCAAGCAUGGCCUUUAACUUGGCUCAGAGUGCCGUGGCGGCAUCGUCCUUCGCGCCCUCCACUGCGCGCCGCGUCGCCGCGCCGAGGAGGAAGGCAGCGUCCCAGGUGCCGCCGAUCGGCCUGAGGCUGCAGAGGCGGCUAGCGGCGUGCGAGCCGUCGAGGAUGUCAUCGACGGCGUGCCGGGCGUCAGCGAGGAGUUCCGGGGUGCCGGUGUUCGUGAUGUUGCCGCUGGACACCGUGAAGCAGUGCGGGAGCGGGCUGAAGCGCAGGAAGGCCAUGGCGGCCAGCCUUGCGGCGCUCAAGAGCGCGGGCGUGGAGGGCGUCAUGGUGGACGUGUGGUGGGGCACCGUGGAGAGCGAGGGCCCCGGGAGGUACAACUUCGCCGGGUACAUGGAGCUCAUGGAGAUGGCGCGCGACACCGGGCUCAAGGUCCAGGCCGUCAUGUCCUUCCACAAGUGCGGCGGCAACGUUGGCGACUCCGUCACCAUCCCACUGCCGAGGUGGGUAACGGAGGAGAUGGACAAGGACCAGGACCUUGCCUACACCGACCAAUGGGAGCGCCGCAACUACGAGUACGUCUCGCUCGGCUGCGACGCCGUGCCCGUGCUCAACGGCCGCGCCCCCGUCCAGUGCUACACCGACUUCAUGCGCGCCUUCCGCGACCACUUCACUCGCUUCCUCGGCAACACCAUCGUUGAAAUCCAAGUCGGCCUGGGCCCAGCAGGUGAGCUGCGCUUCCCUUCCUACCCGGAGAGCAACGGCACCUGGAGGUUCCCCGGCAUCGGCGCUUUCCAAUGCUACAACAGGUACAUGCUUAGCAGCCUCAAGAGUGCGGCGGAGGCGGCGGGCAAGCCGGAGUGGGGCAUCAGCGGGCCGACGGACGCCGGCGAGUACAACAGCUGGCCGGAGGACACGCUCUUCUUCCGCCAAGACGGCGGCGGCUGGGGCUGCGAGUACGGCGAGUUCUUCAUGUCGUGGUACUCCCAGAUGCUCCUCGACCACGGGGACCGCGUCCUGUCGGGCGCCGCGUCCGUCUUCUCCGCGUCCGCCUCCCCCGACGUCGACGACAUCCGCCUCUCCGCCAAGGUGUCCGGCAUCCACUGGCACUACGGCACCCGGUCCCACGCGCCGGAGCUCACGGCCGGGUACUACAACACCGGGGACCGCGACGGGUACCGGCCCGUGGCGCGCAUGCUGGCCCGGCACGGCGCCGUGCUUAACUUCACCUGCGUGGAGAUGCGGGACCGCGAGCAGCCGCGGGAGGCGCGGUGCAUGCCCGAGGCGCUGGUGCGGCAGGUGGCGGCCGCGGCCCGGGACGCCGGGGUGGGCCUGGCCGGCGAGAACGCGCUGCCGCGGUACGACGGCGCGGCCCACGACCAGGUCGUGGCCACGGCGGCCGAGCGCGCCGAGGAGGACCGCAUGGUGGCCUUCACGUACCUCCGCAUGGGGCCCGACCUGUUCCAGCCCGACAACUGGCGUCGGUUCGCGGCGUUCGUGAACCGGAUGUCCAAGUCCGGGUCCUGCAGGGAGGCCGCCGAGCGGGAGGCGCACGGCGUCGCGCACGCCACCGGGGCGCUCGUGCACGAGGCCGCCGUUGCGCUGCGGGACUGAUGGAUGGCCACGGCUCAGGGUGUGUUUAGAGGACGCCGUGUGGGACUAUUCUUUUUUUUUUUCUGCGCUUGUGUAGUUUGUGAGAGGUUCUGCGUUUGUGUUUUAGGUGGGAGACAGACGCUCGUAGGCAGAGAACAUCCGUAGAAAAAAGAUCGUGAUGCGAGAGAGGGGAGGACAAAGUUGGUGCUCGUCAGCUCGUUGCAUUUGUCCGAUCGGGGUAUGUUGGAGGAAUACAUCCCCAUGCCAACAUUUUGCAAACAAAAUUACAGAGAGUGAACGUUAAAUACAAAGGAGCAUUCGUUGAAAAGAUUGUGGUGAGGGGAGGACAAACUGAUGCUCGAUGGCUUUGUCCGAUCGGUGUUUGUUCCGGAUAUAUCGCCAUUUUCAUGGCAACAGUUUGCAAACAUUUGUUGUGUUCCGUUGAUGCUUCCUAGUUUCUUCUCCUCUGUGAAUAGCUUUUGCCUUUCGCUCCUCGCUCCACAAUGGCUCAGAAAUCAACAUCUCCAGGACGAACAAGAUUACAAGAAACAAAACAAUGAAAGGCUUCGCAUCUUGUAACAACCACGCCAAGACGAAAUACACGAAGCAAAACUUGCCAAGCAACAGUGUGUUUAACCAAGAGAAGCAUAUCAAGCAGAGAAGAUGUACGUCAAGUAGACAGGCCAACAGCAAGCUCAUAAUCAUUAUCAAGAUAAUUCGGCUGUAGAGAGGAAGAACAUUAUGAUGGUAUGCAAUAAAACUAUAGUUAAAUUGCAGGAGCGAUAUCACAAACAGUUCGGCACAUCUUCAUUCUUAAGGAAAUAGCAGUAUAGCAUUUCUGCAAAACUCAGGAUAUCCUACACCAUAAUCUUCUUGACAGGAACAAAGACCCAACAAAUCCUACUCAAAAGA